ACGAGUGCAUAAACGGUAUCGCUCAAGUCCCCGGGGAGGAGGGCCAAGUGUACAUCCGUCUUAAAGUCUUAGGGACACAGGACUGAGUGGUGAAGGCUGCUGUCAAAGGCGAAGGAGCUAAGGGAUGAACCUGGACGUUUAGAGUUUGGAGCAAACAGUCUUGUUAAAUUUGACAGAACAUUGAUAGGAUGAUGACGACCGGUCGAGUUUACGUCAUAUUUGCCAUUUUCCUGGCCAUCAUGGCAGUGAUGACGGGAUACCUCCAGUACUUUGGAUCCCCUGCUCUCUGCUGGUGCCCUAACCACUUCACCGGUGCCAUGGUGUUUUACGUGAACUCGGUCUGCUUUCUUACUGAUAGCUAUUAUAUCCCAGGAGACCCAUUCCCGGGGCCAUUACCCAUACAAUCCAUGACCAACCACUUCAAAUGGACACCAUUCGCCUUGCUCUUUUUGGCCUCCCUGUACGUCAUACCGGAAAUAAGUGUGACAAUUGGAUCGAGCCUUUUCGGGUCGAAGGUGGAUACCAUUCUGAAACUCUGUAAGCAAAGCAUCAGGGGAGACAAGGAAACGAGAGACGUUGCCAUCCAACAGUUGAUAAUCGAACUUGACUCUCGAUUUGUGAAAAAUGCAAACAGAUCAAAGUUCUGGCGAUGCAUAUCUUCCAUUAUACCCUCGCUUCCAGUUUACGCCCGAUUACAGGAAGUUGGUGGUAAAUUGAUGUACGUACUGGGAUCGCUAAUACCGCUAAUCUUCCUGUGCAAAAUAUUUCCCGAGAACUUCGACAUGAAUCACAACAUAGUCUCAGAAAAAAAUGAAACCUACUUCCCCAAGCUAAUAUUUUGCGAAGUUGAAAUAAGGCAGUUACAAAACAUCCAGCGUUACACGUUGCAGUGCCACCUACCAGCCAAUGACAUGUUCGAGAGAAUCAGUCUUCUGGUUGGCUUCUUGGCUCUCGUGAUAUCGUCUAUCAGCAGCGGUGACGUUAUCUGUUGUCUCGUCGCUCGUCUCUUUGGGCCGAGACACCCCAUGAAUGUGGAGAGACACCUGAAGGUGAUUCCAGAAUGCGACACAGAACUGUUCUCCGAAUUCACUGAGCAUUACCUGAGGGCGGACGGGAUAUACCUGUUCCAGCUGAUUGGUCAGAAUUCCACCGAAGCUGUUGUAAGUCAGAUUCUCUCCAGGCUCUGGGAAGACUUCAAAACCAAAUCUCUGCAAGAUAAACCUCCAUUGCCACCGCUCUAUGCACCUGACGACAAGGAUGUUCUGGUGCAUUAUGAACACUGCUAGGCUUUUGAACGGGUUUCGUUGUUGUUUACCGCAGUACAGUAAAUGACUUAAGCGAUUCGACCGGUACUGAGUUCUAAUGGGGUAUCAAAUGAGUAAUGCUUUGACAGUUUCCACACAAAAAGUCAACACAAAGGCAGGAAUGAAUUAAGGACUGCACGGCUUGGAGCCAAAUUACUUUAAGCUACAGAGGUAUCUCGGACAAAUAGGACAAACCAAAUAGUCUACAUUUAUAUAUUUUGUUCACUUUACUUGACACGUGCUCUUCUAAGAAUCCAAAUUUAA
Messenger RNA from Liolophura sinensis, 1568 nucleotides. RefSeq names its product innexin unc-7-like. Lineage: Eukaryota; Metazoa; Mollusca; Polyplacophora; Chitonida; Chitonidae. The coding region runs from base 189 to 1286 and encodes 365 amino acids. The record is from RefSeq and is a predicted model, not a curated record. The transcript is spliced from 2 exons.